AUGAAGUUCUCCGUGGAUAGCCUCACUCUUACGCACAAGGAAGACAAUCUGUUCUGCGAUGAGACAAGGAAAAGAAAACCGUAUUUCAUGGCAGAAGACACAACUCCGGGGCCCAACCUGAAACCUCUGGUGUCUCGCAUUGACGACCACACAACGGAAGUGGUUCAGAGCGUCCUGCUGGAACGUGGGUGGGACAAGUUCGAUAAAGGACAGCAGAACGUGGAAGACUGGAACCUGUACUGGAGGACCUCCUCCUUCCGGAUGACCGCGCACGUCAACAUCAAGCCAUGGCAGCACCUCAACCGCCACCCGGGCACCACCAAGCUCACCAGGAAGGACCACCUGGCCAAACACCUGAAGCAAAUGAAGAAGGCGUACGGCACGCCCCUGUGCGAGUUCAUCCCCCUGACCUUCAUCGCGCCCAAUGACUACAACAGGUUCGUGGCCGAGUACUUUCGGGAGAAGCCCCUGCUGGGCGCCAAGCACAGCUACUGGAUUUGCAAGCACGCAGAGCUCUCUGGCGGGAGGGACAUCAUCAUGUUCAGUGACAUCAAAGACUUAGUCUUUGCUGAUACAUACGUAGUACAGAAAUAUAUCUGCAACCCUCUACUUGUGGGCAGAUAUAAAUGUGACCUCCGCGUCUUCAUUUGUGUCUUCGGCUUUAAGCCUUUGACCAUUUACAUUUCUCGGGAAGGGUGAGUGCGGUUUGCCACGGGAAAGUUUGACCUCAGUCAUCUGCAGAACAAUUAUGCCCGUUUGACCAACAGCAGCAUCAAUAAAUCUGGGGCCUCGUAUGAGAAAAUCAACGAAGGGAUCGGUCAUGUCUGCUGGUGGAUCCUCAGCAAGCUCUGCUCCUGCCUUCGCAGUUGGGACGUGGACCACCUGCAUCUGUGGCAGAAAAUCAACCACGCGGUUAUUCGCACAGUGCUCGCCAUUGCUCCCUCAGUCCCCUUCGCGGCCAACUGCUUUGAGCUUUUUGGGUUCGACAAUUUGAUUGAUGACAACUUGAAACCGUGGCUUCUAGAGGUCAGCUUCAGCCCCGCCCUGUCCGUAGACUGUUCGUCGGAUGUAUCGGUGAAGAGGAAGCUUAUCCAUGACACCAUUGAGCUGAUUUACUUGCAGGGUCUAAGAAAUGAGAGGACAGAAUGUCGUGACGGUGCCAAGGGGAGCCGUGGUGUCUCCCUCGCCAAGCUGGAUGCGGGCAGACUCAACAAGGCUUGCAACGCGCGCUCCUGUGAGUCCCUCUUACGGUUCACAGGUCGAACAUUUAAGGAUGAGUCUGUUGUGAGGAAAGCCGUGAAAAUAUGCCCAGAAAAUGAGCAUGCCUCCCAGCCGAGGGAAGUGACGAGCAGGAAGAAGGACCUACUUCUGCCAACAAAAGAAACCCCCCAAACCAAGCGAAAGCUAAAGGGUAGACACUCAACCCAUAAGACGCUCAUUCCGUUCCUGUCACUCAUUCAGUCAUGCGUGGGCAGGGCCAGCAUCUCCCCGCGCGUCCUCUCGGACAGCAGCAAGGCGGAUCUCCAAGCGGGGAACUUGGUUCGCAUUUCUCCUUUCAACGAAGCUACGUUUGGAGCUUCUAGGAAUGGAUUAAAUGUCAGAAGAAUAAUCCAAGAGCUCCAGAAACUAAUGAAUAAGCAACAUUCCCACUUGGAGGGAAAGGAAGCAAAAAGAAGGUGA
This is a messenger RNA of Ailuropoda melanoleuca (giant panda), 1680 nucleotides long. RefSeq names its product tubulin tyrosine ligase like 2 (gene TTLL2). NCBI's taxonomy places the organism in Eukaryota, Metazoa, Chordata, Mammalia, Carnivora, Ursidae. The record is from RefSeq and is a predicted model, not a curated record. Gene Ontology annotation, cellular component: ciliary basal body. Gene Ontology annotation, molecular function: tubulin binding; tubulin-glutamic acid ligase activity. Gene Ontology annotation, biological process: microtubule cytoskeleton organization; protein polyglutamylation.